This is a messenger RNA of Nezara viridula (southern green stink bug), 4957 nucleotides long. The record is from the annotation of a GenBank genome assembly. Lineage: Eukaryota; Metazoa; Arthropoda; Insecta; Hemiptera; Pentatomidae.
AAAUAAAAUAGUUUUUCCAUCAAUUUUAAUUUUAUUAUUUAAAAAAAAAAUAAAAUUAUUAACUUGAAUAAGAACUUUAGAAUUUUUUUUUGACGUUUAGCAGAUCCCAACUUCAGCUCGACUCCAUUAGGUACCUGUUUUCAGUAGUAGUAUUUGCUAUGUUAUAACGCUGUUACAGUGUGGGUCAGUACGGGAUUUAUUUUGUCAACUUGAGAUAAUGUGUGAUCAAACGGAGGUUUCGUACCUCCCUAAUGAUGUUGUUUGGGUGAAGUUAAGUAAUGUUUGGUGGCCUGCUCAAGUGCAGGAUGAAACCAAACUGGAUGAAGAUGUCACAUCUGGUCUUCGAAAGAAACCAUUAGCUAUUGUGAAGUUUUUUGAUGAAGAUUUAUAUGAGUUCCCCAAAAACCUGAAUCAAAUUUAUCAUUACAACUGCUUCAAGAAAGAAGAAUUUAUCAGAAAAGGAUUAGAUUUGUGUCGUCCCAGUGGAUACAGAGAAGUUUCGGAAAAUAUGAAAAAAUUUCCAUUAGAUAUUAAAAAAGCUGAAAUUUUGACUGGAGGAAACCCCGAUAUUAUAAAUGACCCAAAAUACCUUCCAGAAGAAAAAUUUGAUUACAGAGAACAAUUCGGCUUAAAGCCUCGUAAAAAGUCAAGUUUAGGUUCAAAGCAUAAUAGCUCUGAUACUGAAACACCCAAACAAUCAAGAGUGAAGUUUUCUACCCCUAUAUCAGCACCUUCAACUUCAAGAACUCCAGAAAUGAAGAUUUCCAAUUCCACAAAAUCAUUUUCUAAUCCUAUUAAGAGAAUGAUAGCAGUGAAAAGAGUUGCUGCUGGGAUUGUGAAAGGGGAAAAUUUUGACAAAGAAAAUGAUUCCAAUAAAUUUUCGUCAAAACGGUAUCGUUGUAUUUUUUGCAACUAUUCCUGUUGUCGAAUGGGUGUGAUUGUUGAGCACUAUAGAUCACACUACAGAGGGUUGAUUUUACCACUUCCUACUCAAAUUCCACAGAAUUAUUGCAAGAUCUUUCAAAGUAAUUUUUUUAAACAUAAAGACGGUAUCUCUAGCACGCCAAAUGCGGGCCUGAAAUAUGCUUCAGAAAAAGCUUCUGUUAAGAGGAAAUCUGUUGAAGACUCUACUCCUCUAAAAAAACGAAAAUAUGAUCUUACUAAGAAAGAGAAAACAGUACCAACUCCUGGAUCAUCGAUGGCCAUCCCUGUUAAAGACAUUGUAGGUUCAGCUGCUACUCCUAAAAAGCGACCACGCAAGUCUAAAGACACAAAAUCUGGCACCGUAAAAGAGCCUGAGGCAUUAGAUAUUCUGAAAGAUUGGGAAGAUGAUUUGGAAGAAGAGGUGGAAAUCAAAUUGACUGAUUCAGAAGUAGUUGAAAUUGAUGAUGUUAAAGAUACGUCUAAAAGUAUUUCUGAUAGUUUGUCAGAGAAUGAGCAACCGCAGCAACCUCCUCAAGAGCAUAAGUCACCUGUAUCCAAAGAAAAGUGUUGCUUUGACUUUGAAGACAAUGAUGAAUCUCUAAACUUGAAUAAGUCUUUGAAAUUUGGGCAGAAACUGCCAAGAGUCAUUGCUGAGGAAAAGCCAAACGUUCAGAGAUUGUUAAAAGAACUUAAGGAAUCUAAAGAAUCACCCUCGACUAAAGAAGAACCUAUGAAUGAAGAUUUUAGUGAAGAAAUUGAAAAUUUGCUGAAAAGUACUGAGGUUCCCAAACUUCCAGGAAUUCCCAAAACAAACUUACCAAAGUCAUUUAAUGAAGAUUCCUCGGAACCUGUACAAGAUAUUAUUGAGAGAAAUGACUCGUCAAAUGAACCUAUUGACAAAGAUUCUUCUAAAGAGAUCGAAAUAGAGUCAGAGGAUUCAAGUUCUAUGAUACAGUCCGUGACUUCUUCCGAAACAACUGUGGAAUCUGCAUCUACAAUUCCAGAAACAUUUGCAGAUUCUAAGAAUGAUUCAGUUGUUGAUUCUCCUAGUGAACCAAUUAAAAAAAAAAUUGAAGAGCAAAAACCACUAGGAGAAAAAAACAGUUCUAAUUCUUCUGAAGAAAGUAUUUCAGCAUUGAAUGUAUCUAUUUCUGAAAAUAUACCCGAUAUCAAAACAUCAGACUCAAAGGAUUUUGAAGAAAAAGAACAUUUAACACAAGAAGCAUGUUCGUCAAAAGAUAUUGUAAGUCAGGAGGAUAUUUCUAGGAAUGAAUCCAAAACAAGUUCCAAUGAAAAUGAUUUUCAAUCAAUUAUAAAUAAUGAGGUUGAUGAGGCAGAUAUUGCUCUACAAUCAACAACAGUAGGAUCAACAUUGAGCAAAGAAAAAACAAAUGAGAUUUCCGAGAAUAUUUCUGAAAGCGAAAAGGAUAUCAAGGAUUCUUUUGUCGAAGAAGAGGUUUCAAAUAAUGUUGAAGAUUCAAUACCAAUGGAGGUGGAUGUAGAUAGCCGUGAAGAAAUUGCAACUUCUAAAGCAGAGGAAGAACAGUGCAUUAGCAAGCAGGAUGAAGUUUUACUGAGCACUGAAAAAAUUUCCAUAUCUGAAGCUAAAUCAUCAAAUGAAGAUGAUGAAAAGUCACUUAAAGAAACAGAAACUAGUGAUAAAAAAAAUGAACUUAAUCAAAUUCCUAUUGGUAAUACGAUGAAAAUUCAAGUUGUUACUAGUUCUGUAAAAGAUGAUAAGUCUGCCAAAGUUGAACCAAGUACUUCUUCAGGCACUCCAACAGAUCAAAUCCCUUUUGAUAUUAACUCAAUGCCAAUUGUUAUAGACCAAGAUCCCAUAAUGGAAAUAAUGGAAGGCCAUAUUGAACCAUUACCUAAUGCGGAUGUAGUAAGGCUUUAUAUUAGGAAUAGUGGGGAAGAGGAGCCUGAAGAUUUCCAAAGCCCAAGGCGGUUAUUAACUGUAUCUCCUCCUCCACCCAAUUUACCACCAAUUCCAGGUGUAAAGAAAAUACCCUUACCUCCUCCAAAAAAUAAAAAUGGAGCCAAUAGUUCAAAUAAGAUUUCUGCCAGUGCGACAUCUGGUAGCUCGACCAGAUACACUCUCAGUAAACAACCCGCUAAAACUACUUCACAAGUUCAGCAACCUAAAAUACUUUUUAUCAAAUCUGCAUCAGGUGCUCCUGGUAAACUUCUGAUUCCUCAACAACAAAGCAGCAUUUUCGCCCAAGCAGGUAAACUACAACCAGGUACUAGAAUCUUGACUACGAAUCCUCAAAUGGUUUCAAAAGGUUCAAUACAAAAGAAAGUUACUACUAAAUCUAUAGUAGUUGGUAAACAAGGUUUUCCUACAACUACAAAAGUAAUCCCAAAGUCAGUAAUUGGGCAAGUCAUUCAAAAAGUUGCACAAAAACCUAUAAUUUGUAAUAAAAACACUUCCACGCUUCUUGUAAAUUCUCCAAAGACAAUUGUAAACAGGCAAGUUGGAAGAAAUGUCCUACUAUCUUCCCAACAAUUGAAAACUGGCACUACUGCAAUGCAGGUCACGGGGACAAAAGUAGUUAGGGCAGCACAGGUUGUCAAAGCACCAGGUACUGUCUUUCAACAGGCAGAAACUGUUCUACCACCAAAAGUUGUUCAAUCAACAAGUGCCCUGAGCGAAAACAAAAAACAGACUGUCAAGAACAAACCGGUCAGCCCCAAUAUUUUACAAAAAACACAAAGGAAAGUUGCUCGACAGCAGGUUAUUAAAAAACCACAGCUUUUAACUAUUCCAUCUUCAGUUCAGCAGCAAUCAGAAGUAGUUACUGUUAAUAAUCUACCAAUAGUUCAGAGUAUUGGUUCUCACUCAUCCUCAGAGCCAGUCAAGAUGUUAUAUUUAGUCGAUAAUAGCCAAUAUACUGUUGAAAAUUCUGGUAUACCUGUUGAAAAUGAUAACCAAAAUAUUUACGUAACUUCUACAUCUAGUUCAGGAAAUAUAGAUAAUAUAAUUUUUUCAAUAGAUGGCACAGCUAAUUUCGUCAACAUUUCCAAUGAUACUGCAACUUCUAGCAGCACCCAUGUUCCGAGUCAGGAUAUCCUUGCCAAGGCUUUGGCUAAUACUCAAGUUUUACAGUCAGAAACUACGGAUAUUGUUGACAAUGAAAAUACUGUCUAUGUCGACCAACAAUUUCAAGCUCCAUCACUGUCUAACACCGUUUUGGAGACUUCUUUAACCUUGAAUCAGCCUCCAAUAAUGACGCCUUUAGAAGUUCCUUCAUCUAUUACCCCACAAUCCAGUGUUUCUCAUAUUAUCCCAAUUACCAAUAUAACGAAGAAAGCCGAUAUUCAGCAACCUUCUAUGCCUCUACUGACCGAUGAUGUUGAUGUACCGGGAAAUACUGUAUUCUUGAGUGACAGUUCAGCGAUUCCCACCACUUCUGGCCAUUUGACCUUCCAGCUGGUACACGACAAUAAUCUUGUUGUUUCUUCAGGCAUAAUGCAAGACAAGUCUUUAAAAUUGAAUUCUGAUAGUAAGGAAGAUAAUGUUCUUCCAGAAUUUUUAAAAGGCAAUUUUGGCAGUAAAUCUGAAAUUCCUAAAAAACAACCUUCUCCUAAACGCAGUGAGAGGUAGUCUGUUCAUAUAUCAUUUUUGGAAACAGACUAGAUGUCUGUCUUUAUUUUUCAUUGUAAAUAAAAUUAUUUUUUUAAUUUAAUAUUUUAUUUUAAAGUACCUGUAAAUAUGAUUAUUGUUAAGUAUUUAUUUUUUUUAAUUUCUAUCAAACGAUGAGCUAUUUAUGCCCAUGCAUCCAUCUAUUAAGUUUUAUUAUUUUUAUUCAGUUAUUUAAAAUACAUAUUGAUAAAAUGUAUUUUAUUUUAAUGUUAUCCUUUUGCUAUGGGUAAUGUUUUUAUUAAAAAAAAAAAACUAUUUUCAUUGAUGCUAUUGAGCAUCAUUUACCCAAGUAUUGUUUUAUUGAAAUAUUCUAUUUCAAAUAGAAGAAAAAUUAUUGUUAUUUCAAGUGUUUUAUCCUUCAAUAUAUAUAUAUAUAUGUUUGCU